Molecule: messenger RNA, 1279 nt
Organism: Gigantopelta aegis
Lineage: Eukaryota; Metazoa; Mollusca; Gastropoda; Neomphalida; Peltospiridae
Product: fas apoptotic inhibitory molecule 1-like
Exons: 5
Coding region: 210-743 (177 amino acids)
Biological process (GO): positive regulation of neurogenesis; negative regulation of extrinsic apoptotic signaling pathway via death domain receptors; canonical NF-kappaB signal transduction
Source: RefSeq, a predicted model, not a curated record
ACUACAUACGAAGAAACAAACGGGGCAGACAAAGUUUUCAGUUAUCUCAUUACGAAAUGUCCAUGUGUAGCUAACUCAACUACAUGUCAUAAAGUUUGACGUCAGUCGACGCUUGUUAAUAUUGUAUUAUGUUAUCUGAUGCUAAAUUUAACUUGGUGUUCUACAUUUUCUAACAGUCCCACUUUAAGCCUGGCAUUUGCAAACCCAUUAUGUCAAACUUUGUGGCUUCAUGGGAAAUACCCUCCAGUGAUGGUGUGCACAUGGUCCAGUUUGAACACGGAACAACCUCAGGGAAGCGAGUAAUUUGUGUAGAUGGAAAGGAAAUUUAUAAAGUUGACUGGAUGUUCAAGCUUGUCGGUGAUGAAUAUUUCACAGUUGGCAGUGCAAAAUGUCAGUUAAUUAUAAACUCUCGUAUGCCUUUCAUAUAUGAAUAUAGUCUGAAAGUAAAUGGGAAAAGUUUGAAGAAGUUCCGGGAGCAACAGAGCAAGAUUUUGAAAUCGUGGACUACUAACUUAAAUGGAACAAAUGUGCGAAUUAUUCUGGAAAAAAAUACCCUUGAUGUGUGGGUGAAUGGUAAAGUAAUAAAAACCGAGAAUGAAUUUUCUGAAGAUGGUUCCAAGACUCACUUUCAGAUUCUGUCUCAUGAUGCCUGCAUUAAAACUACUAGUAGUGGAAAAAGAAAAGUUGGACUAUUCCAGAAACUGUAUAUUGACAAUAAUGAAAUCCCAGAAGCUACAGAAUGAAUGUCAGUUUUACCAAAAUAACUUGCUUCUUUUUUGUUCUUGACAUUUUCUUUGCUCUGAUCUUUAUAUCAUUAAAUUUCCCCUUUUUUUUUCAUGAGUCAACAAAAAGCAAUAAUAAUAUAUAAAAAAUUGUAAUGACCCCUCCCCCUUCCCCAAUACAUGACACUAUAUUUAUUUAAAUGAAGGUCUCUUGUAGGGUUUGUAAAAUGCUGUAGUAGUAUGUGUAGUGUUAUAAGAUUACAAAAAAAAAUGCUAUUAAUAAUUAGAUAAACUGUAAUUGAAAAUAUAUACCAAUAGUCAAAGUACUUCGUCUUGUAGGCAGAUACUUGCACUCCAAAGUUAUCAUCACUUUAUUUUUGAAUGUACCAUAUUAUGACGCACAACAGUCAAUGUAUUUUUCGUGCUGGGGUGUCGUUAUAAACAUUAAUUCAUUUUUAAAUCUGCGUUAUUAAACCUACAAAAAUACAAUAAAAUAAGGCUGAUAAACCAUUAUUUAUUGUUUGAAGUUCAAUAUAUAAAAGGAAUUAUACAUGCUA